Molecule: messenger RNA, 1929 nt
Organism: Aureobasidium namibiae CBS 147.97
Lineage: Eukaryota; Fungi; Ascomycota; Dothideomycetes; Dothideales; Saccotheciaceae
Product: glucoamylase precursor
Exons: 3
Coding region: 1-1929 (642 amino acids)
Biological process (GO): polysaccharide metabolic process
Cellular component (GO): fungal-type vacuole
Molecular function (GO): glucan 1,4-alpha-glucosidase activity; protein binding
Source: RefSeq, a predicted model, not a curated record
AUGUUGCUCAGAAACAUCGCUACACCGCUGGGUGGCCUGUUGGCCUUCUGUCCCUCUUCAUCAUUCGCUCAAAACACUCCUUGUCAGACCACCACGGUGCAAGCAUCAGUGCCGACCAGCUCCAACGUCGCCCUCAACUCCUACUCGUACUGUGGCGGUAACCUGGAUGUCUCUGUCUACAUCGCCAAUGUCAACUACAACAAAGUGGUCACUCUGUAUUACACGGAUAGCCAAGGUGUUUCUACACCCUUGACAUCACUCGCACUCGGCUACAAUUCCAGCAUCCCAAACACCAAUUAUGAGUUUUGGAGUGCAAACACCCCGGUCUAUCUGGAUGGCAUCACUGAGUUGCUCAACCUGACUUACGUAGCCAAGGAUAUCGGUCAGACCUAUGUCCAACAACUGCAGCUCCCCGUCAAAGCUAGCGGCAAUGCCCCUCCUUCUCCUGCAGCUAUCCCAGCACCAUAUGCAACUCCAAACGGCUUUGCUGACGACAUUACUUCAUGGUUGGCUCCCACGAACGGCUCACAAGCCGACUUUUCCAAGUCGCGCAUGUUCCUGAAUAUCAACCCUGAUAUCGAUGGUGCUGCUAAGGGCACUGUGGUCGCUGCUCGAUCCGGACCUUCGUACGAUCAGAAGCUUCCGGACUACGAGUAUGACUGGGUCCGUGAUUCUUCGCUAACUAUGGAUGUUGUCCGAUCCCUCUACGCUGCAUCAACAGUCGACAAGUUUACCCGCAAGUACAAGGAUGCCAUGUUCCACUACGCUGAAGGUAGAGCGGUCGAACAGAACGACCCCUCCCUCACCUUCGCUGGUCUUGGAGAGCCCAAGUUCUACCUGAACAACACCGCUUUUACUGGUCCCUGGGGUCGCCCUCAGAACGAUGGCCCCGCCACUGCAGCCAUCACGCUUAUGGACUUUGCCAAUGACUACAUGGAGAAAGGUGGAAGUUUGUCCUCGGUUCGCGACCGCAUCUGGAACUCAACAGCCAAUCCUCUGAAGGCGCCAGUCAUGAAGGACCUGUUGUUUGUGGCCAGCAAUUGGAGCUCGCCCAGCUUUGAUCUGUGGGAAGAGGAGGAAAGUACACACUUCUAUACCCGCCUCGUCCAGCGACGUGCUCUGGUCAUGGGUGCCAAGUUUGCAACCAUGUUCGGUGAUUCGGCAACCAGCAACACCCUCUCGUCGGCAGCCACUCAGCUUACUGCUACACUUGACCAGUUCUGGAGCCCGAACAGGAAGCUAAUUCUUUACGAAUACGGCCCUGUAUUGGCCGGCAAGAAUUCAUUCAUCGACAUUGCUGUUAUUCUUGGUGUUAUCCAUGGAUAUGCUGGCGAUGGCGUAUACUCGUACACCAACGACAGAGUCCUUGCUUCAGCUCUGAAGAUCUCGACAAGCUUCCUCGACGUCUACCCGAUCGCCAAGACAGUUCAGGAUUCGAAGAGUCUCCCCCUCGGCAUCCCAAUUGGCCGCUACCCCGAGGACGUCUACAACGGUGUAGGAACUUCACCAAAUGGAGGCAACCCAUGGUAUCUGACCACUGCUACCAUGGCCCAAUACCUUUACUCAGUUGCAUCUGAGUAUCAGAACGCGGGUAGUCUGACAGUCAACAAUGUUACUGCGCCAUUCUUCGCCUACUACGCACCAAAAGCUGGCCUGAAGUCAAGGACCUACUCCUCGGAUACCAAAGAGUUCGCCUCAGUAAUUGCAAGCCUGAAGGGCUGGGGCGAUGCCUAUAUCCGUCGCAUCAAGUAUCACACACCAGCCGGUGGUAACCUAGCCGAAGAGUUCAACCGCAACGACGGCCACGCCCAAGGAGCAUACGACUUGACCUGGAGUUAUGCUUCACUCCUUACCGCUGCCUUUGCUCGUGCCUCGUUGUCGGGCGAUGGAAGUUACGUCCAGAAGAUUGCAGCUCUCGCAUAUGAAUAG